UGCGGCCCCUUGAGUAUGCCCGGUCGGUGGACGCUUGGACCUACUGGAACAAGGCGGGCGGGGGGUAGAAUACUGGGGCGGAGCGACACAUUGUCGCGGUGUGUCAAUCGGUGUUGCGCACAGAGGUCCUGUAGUUCCGAAAAUCGGCCGGGAGGGAACCAGGAUUUGUAUGCGCAGAAGGAGGGACUGUUUUCGUUUGACCCGCUCUCGCCCCCGUCCCAGAGGUCCUUCGGUACCAGGGGCCCGUCUGCCUCCACAGGAGCAACCAUGAGGGCCGGCUGCCUGCUUCUGCUGUCCGUGCCCGUUCUACUCUUUGCACAACAGCUUGACGUUACAGAGGAUUACGGCCCCCAACAGCCCAUUUCCUGGGAGAAUUAUGUUUCUGAAAUUCAAUUUCCUGAUAUUCCUGAGCUGGACUCUUCUUCCCAACAGCAAGUCAUUUUAGAACCCGAAGUCGGCCCUUCUCCUACGGAGAUGGAGUUUCAGACGGAACCAACUGAGCCCGGACCCUUUGAUUGUCGAGAGGAGCAGUACCCCUGUACUAGACUUUACUCUGUCCAUAAGCCCUGCAGACAAUGCCUGAAGAGUCUUUGCUUCUACAGCCUACGCAGGGUGUACGUGGUGAACAAGGAGGUGUGUGUGAGAACGGUGUGUGCACACGAGGAACUGCUUAGAGCUGACCUGUGUCGUGACCAGUUCUCCCGGUGUGGCGUGGUCGCCUUGACUGGCCAGUGCGGCAUUAUGGGUAGGAGCUGCCUGAAGAGCUGCAGAAGCUGUUAAAAGGCUGCCGGAGGUAGAGAGAGAGAGAGACAGAUGAGCUUGGAUACUUCCGGAAACUCCAGCAUCAAAACCCGCUUCCUUAACCCCCCCACCUCUGCAAUUCUACUCCCCUCAACUGAGACCCCCCCCCCCAUAUAUCUCCAUCUUGUUUCUCUCCACUUCUCCACCUUCCACCCACAAAUCUAUAGAAAUACAAAUAUAUAUAUAUAUAUAUAUUACUUUCAUGCCUUAAAAAUGUAUAUUUUAGUGACAGCAUGUCACUGACAUUAAGCAGCAGUCGUUCAGAUCCACAUGAACUGCUGUAUUUAAUCUUAGCUGUUUUGAUAAUGGAAAUGUACUGUAUGAAUGGAUUUAUCUUCAUGCUGUAUUUUUUUUUUUUUUUACUAACCUGUCAUUCUGAAGCCAAUGCAAUGGUGAAAAAUGAGUCCCAUGCUGGUUUCUCUAAAGCCACUGCACUUCAUCAAUGAUUACCAUCAAACUGAAGCCAGGAAAGCCACAUGCACUGGGGCUGGUAUAGCCAAGCAGUCAAGAGUUAAGACCUGGAUAAACCUGUACAGCCAUCAGCCAGUGUAAACAUUUGCAAAAAUACUGCACAAUGUAGUAAAGAAUAGAAUAUUGAUAAUAUAUUUUAUUGAGCCAGAAUCUUUUAUCUCAUGUUAUGCUAUGUUUACAAACACAUCCCUUUGUAAAUAUUUUAUAACUUAUCAGCAGAGAACUGUUGAGCUUAAAUCACAAUAGCAGAGAUGGAGACUGAGCUCUCAAUGCUAGGAAUAAGGCCCUGGACAUGUGGUCAGUAUAUGAAUCUUCUGUGCUGGCUUGCACAGAUUUAUCCUUUUUUGAGGCUUACGAUGAUCUGGCUCAGUGCUUUGCUCUGUACAGAAUGACAGUGAAUAAAUUUCAGAGGCUAUAAAUACUUUAUGAAGAUAAACCACAAACUUACUGUAAUCUACACGAACCGUUUUGUCAGAUUCUUUUUUUUGUUUUACCACAAAUAAAGUCUUGCCAACAACAUU
Molecule: messenger RNA, 1793 nt
Organism: Anguilla rostrata (American eel)
Lineage: Eukaryota; Metazoa; Chordata; Actinopteri; Anguilliformes; Anguillidae
Product: microfibrillar-associated protein 2-like
Exons: 9
Coding region: 16-780 (254 amino acids)
Biological process (GO): embryonic eye morphogenesis
Cellular component (GO): microfibril
Source: RefSeq, a predicted model, not a curated record